Molecule: messenger RNA, 1737 nt
Organism: Talaromyces rugulosus
Lineage: Eukaryota; Fungi; Ascomycota; Eurotiomycetes; Eurotiales; Trichocomaceae
Exons: 6
Coding region: 1-1737 (578 amino acids)
Biological process (GO): regulation of DNA-templated transcription
Cellular component (GO): nucleus
Molecular function (GO): transcription cis-regulatory region binding; DNA-binding transcription factor activity, RNA polymerase II-specific
Source: RefSeq, a predicted model, not a curated record
AUGGUCGUCGUAUUGCUUGUAGAAGUUGUCGACAGGCAAAGGAAGCUCGAAGAACUUGAGCAGGAAAUACAGAAUCUCCGCUCGUCUAUGGCGACGGCACCGGAUCCAUAUGCCAAUUCCCGGCUGUUCGAAGGAACUGAUCUGCCUGUAAAUGAUUUCUCAGGGUCUCAGGGCACUAGCGUAUUAAGCCCACAGAUAUCAGCGAUGACCAACGAGCUUCCACCAGCCAUACCAGCUAUUUCAUUUGCCGAGAAGUCGGAAACCCCAAUCCAAACAUUAAGUUCUGCUAGUUCAAGAUCAAUAGACGCCGUAACGCUUGAUGGAUCUCAGAUCGACCAAUGCUUUCACCUAUUUUUUGGGAGAUAUCACCCAUACAUCCCAUUUCUCAACCCAAAACUCUCACCCGAAGACUAUUAUAGCAGAUCUCCUCUCCUUUUUUGGGUGAUUAUUUAUGUUUCUUCCCGUCGGAGUCCUAAUGAUCCUGGAUUGGAGGUCCGCUUAAUUCCUUCCGUGAAGAGGCUACUAUGGGAAUGUAUUUCCAAUCCACCUCAUACAUGGGAGCUAGUGCAAGCAAUCGUUUUAGUGUGUAUGUGGCCUUUUCCUACAUCAUCUCUCUCAACCGACAACACCGUUAUACUGGUUACAACGGCCCAAACAAUGGCUAUGCGACUUGGCUUGCAUAGACCUGAUGCAAUUCGAGACUUCUCUCGAACAAAUAGAAGACUAAGCCAAGAGGAGACUACAGAGUCAUUGAAGACUUGGGCUGCCUGCUUUAUUGCUAUCCAGAACGUCGUAUUUACCGACGGCCUGCCAUUGGUCUCUUCCGACCAUAUGAUUGACCGAAUCUGUGAUAAUAGAACACCCGGACUCGUUCCAGAGCGAUUAAGGGUGCAACUUGUCAUGUCUAGAUUUGUAGCACGCGUGUGUAGCGUAAUGGCCGGGUCUGCGAAAUUUCCGGCAAAUGGGAAGUCGUCUGGAGAGAACCUGUCUCUCUUAGCACUUCUGGAGCAGGAUUUUAUAGAUAUGAGCGCGGCAAUUUCGGACAAGCUCACACCGGAGACUAGCAUCAUGCUUGAUGGAAGUCGUCUCCAUCUAUAUGUUUUCUUUCUCCUCGAGUCUAGUGGAUCUGAUGUUCGCCGAAGAGCUCUUUUGCGAGCUUUCAACACAGCGACGACGCUGAUUGCCAAAAUGCGAGAUCUAGACACAACACAUGGUACCUUGGAGUAUGGACACUUCGUCAUGUUUCGCAGCCUCGCUCUGGCUGCGUCGUUUAUCCUCAAAAUCGGAUAUUCUAGUUACGCCCAGUAUCUUGAUUUCGAAACAGGAAAACAUUCAUUUUACACGGCAACUCAAUUGAUGAGGCGAACAUCCAUGGAAGACAAUGAUCUUCCGGGCCGGAUGUCGAAAAUUAUGACACAACUAUGGAGUGCGCAAGCUCGGAUAGAUCGAUCGAGUGAGGAGCCAAGCUUGAAACUCAAGACUCGCUUGUCCGGCAGUCUGUUACAUGACUUUUUGUGGAGCUGGAGGGAAACUUUUGGCGGGCAAGGCGAUGGGGCAGUAGAUGCACAGACUGGCGCUCUAGGCUCCUCUGAGAAUGUCGUGAAUGACGAUAACCAAACCUUUCAUUUCCCUUCAGAAAUUGGAGAUGACAUGUUGCAGUUUGAGUAUAUGCUCGAUUCUGAAUUUCUAUCCCUACUUCCAUUUACUUUUGAGGGCAACAUGUCUGUUGAUCAGUAG